AUGUUCUGGAACACUGCCAGAAUAUGGCCGGCACCCCUGCUGCUCUACUAUGCCACAUCUAGCCUUGGUCAAAGUUCAUCUAAUCGUACAAUCGACGACCAAAAGGGCGAUCCUGUCACCGGCUUCAUUCCGACCUAUCUCCCCAACGAUAGGUGGAACAUCGGCCAAACAUGUGCCACCUGCGCCGUCAAACCUAGUGCUCUCAUCGACCCAGGCCGGGUUUUCGACGGGACGUGGCAUGACACGACGCACUACGGGCAAACCGAUGCCAACAUGAGCGUCCAGAUCGACUUCACGGGCACCGCCGUCUAUAUGUAUAACAUACUCGUCAAUAUCGUGGCCGGUCCUCAGACAUCCCUCACAAUGCUUCACUUCUAUCUCGACGGGGAUCAAGUCGGCACGUUCACCCAUGACCGCGAUGACACGACCGAGGUCAUCUACAAUGCGCUGGUCUAUAAGAAUACAUCUUUGUCAAACACACCGCAUUCUCUUCGCGCUGAAGCAUCAGGUGCCCAAAGCAUCCUAUAUCUCUUCGACUACGUCAUCUAUACAGUGGAAGACAAUGUGGAAUUUUCCUCUCAAGGACCGACAACAUCGCUGCCAUCGCCAACAUCGUCGUCGUCCCUAACAUCGGCAUCGCCACAGCCGUCUCCAGAGGCAUCGACGAGCGUCGGGGCUAUUAUAGGCGGCGCUGUAGGAGGGUUUCUAGUGCUCGGUGUAGUGGCCGUACUGUCGCUCUGCCUACUGUACCGCCGCCGGCGCUCUCGUGACCAGCAGCAGCUGCCCUCACGGGGCGGGUCACCCCGUACGCAAGCCUCGCAGCGGGAUGCAGAGAACUCUGACUUUGCGAUCACCCCCUACAUUGCUUCAGAGGAGUCAAGGUCAAUGGAUGGUUCAUCCGAGAAGUUCCUUGACCUUUUGAUAAAGGACAACUUCGCUGAGACGAUCCAUACCGCCAGUGCUGCUAGGACCGCUCCCUUUGCGCCCUCAAUCGCCACGCGCUCGGUGUCCACCUACGAGUCGAGCAUCGCACCGCCGCACACAAACGCCAGUAGUUCGCGCACGGUCGAGCUGGCGCUGCAAAUCCAGGCGCUGCAGGCGCAAGUCGCGAACCUCCGUGCGAUGCGUGGCGCCGCGCACCCGGCGGUGGACACCCCAUCCGACACAGAGCGAAGCUUAGCGGGCGAGCUCGCGGCAUUUCGAAGGGAGAUGGCGACGUUGCGGGCGGAGCUGGGCGAUCAGCAGCAGUACACGGGGAUGGCGCAGCUUGAUCUCCCGCCGUCCUAUGGAGUGUAA
Molecule: messenger RNA, 1296 nt
Organism: Trametes versicolor FP-101664 SS1
Lineage: Eukaryota; Fungi; Basidiomycota; Agaricomycetes; Polyporales; Polyporaceae
Exons: 3
Coding region: 1-1296 (431 amino acids)
Source: RefSeq, a predicted model, not a curated record